UUUAUUUUCUGUGCUCUUGUCUGUCUCAGCUGCUGUCUUGAAUUUUCAGUAAAUAUUUUAUUUGUAAUUUCGAGUAUUUAUUAUUACUGUGCUUUGUAAUACAACGAGUUGCUACCAUAUUGAGUAGAGUACAAUAGUACACAAAUGUUUUUGUUUUAUGAAAAAUUCAAGUGAACAUAAUCAUGGCGAACAAGUUAUUGAUGGACGAUAUUACGAAUAAUUUGAGGGAAAGGGUGUUUUUCGCAGCGAGGGAUGGAAUGUCCCUGACACUUUACGCUUUGUUAUACGAGAAAAGCAUUGACGAAAUUGACGAACUCCUCAACAGCGAUGUUUGUUGCGAUGGAGUGAAGUGCACACCCCUAAUCGCUGCCGCGAGACACGGUAGAGAGGGUGCCGUCAGGAUCAUCCUCAUGAAAUUCCGUCCGCCCGUCCGACUCGAGACCGAGGGCACUGUCAAAUUUGACGAAUAUGUCAUAGAAGGCGCCACAGCUCUAUGGUGUGCAGCGGGCGCCGGACACUUAGGCAUAGUCAAACGCCUGGUCAGGGCUGGGGCGAACGUCAACCAUGCGACCCGGACACUCAGCACGCCGCUCCGGGCCGCCUGCUUCGACGGCCGCCUGGACAUCGUCAAGUACCUGGUCAGGCAUGGCGCUGACAUCCACAAAGCAAACAAAUACAACAAUACGUGUCUUAUGAUCGCCGCGUAUAAAGGACAUUUGGAUGUGGUCCAGUUCCUGUUAGACAGCGGCGCGCGAGUGGACGAGAGGGCGCUGUGUGGAGCGACGGCGCUGCACUUCGCCGCGGAGUGCGGGCACGCGGCCGUCGUGUGCGCGCUCAUCGACCACAACGCGAAGAUACUCACCAAUGAGAACGGCAUGACUCCACUGCAGUGCGCUGCGGAGCGCGCGCGCGUGUCGGUGGUGGAGUUCCUGGCGGCGCGGCCCGAGGUGUCGCGCGCGCAGGCCAUAGAGGCGUACGAGCUGCUGGGCGCCUCCUUCGCCAACGACAAGGAGUACUACUGCUUACGGAUGGCGUACCAGUACUUGCAUCGAGCGAUGACCAUGCGGUACGACACGCGGUUCGGUCAGCUACUGAAGAAGCCGGCGGAACCCAUCCCUGCGUAUGACAAUUGGAGAGAAAGCACCACUAUAGAGGAUGUAGAACGUCUCCACGGCAACCCGCACGCGUUACACAUGGAGGGCCUGACGGUCCGGGAGCGCAUCCUGGGCCGGAAGUGUCCGGACCUGCCGCACCCCGUCGUGUUCCGGGGCGCGGUGUUCGCGGACGAGGCGCGCUUCGACCGCUGCCUGGCGCUGUGGAAACACGCACUCGCUUUGAGGCAUCAAAACCAGGUGUCUGUGGUGAAAGACUUGCUGAGGUUUGCUCAAGUGUUCUCACAAAUGAUUUACAUUGGAAUUGAAUUGCCACUUGCUCAGGUAUGUUAUGUGUUAGAAGCGUGUUCAGAAGAAUUGAGAAGAGGAACGAAUCGGGUUGAGAAACCACACACUAACCACGAUCCGGACGCUUUGAUAUUCUUCUUCACACUAAGACAGUAUCAGGAGGAAUACGAGAGCAAUGUACGAACUGCGCUGUACUUGGUGGCGGUCGCGGCGAGGUUAUUAGAAAAUUCCGACAACGAUGAAGAGACAACAAGCGCGGUCCGGAGAGCGAUAUUCAGGCUACGGAACGCGAGGCUACGAUCGGGCCAGAGUUUGUUACACCUGGCCGUGGACAGGCGGACGCCGGUCGACGACUUCCAUACGAACGACGUGUGCCAGUUCCCUUGCACGCGCACGACGCGCCUGCUGCUGGAGUGCGGCGUGGAGGUGGACGCGGCGGACGACCUGCGGCGGACGGCGCUGCACAUCGCGCUCAUAUCCUACCAACUUAUACCUGACGAGCGGAACGUGCUGCGCGAGGCGGUGUGCGGCACCGUGUGCGAGCUGCUGGCGCGCGGCGCUCACGUGGACGCGGUGGACGCGGCCGGCAUCACCCCCCUAGUCGCUGCUAUAGGUGGUCCAGCGGAGAGUCUAGUCCGCGCCGCCCUAAGUCCUCGUCUGUCUUGCUUGGCAGCAGCAGCGCUGGCCUUCCACGGCGGUACCUACAGACCCUCGCAAGUGCCCCGAGACCUGCACCCCUUCCUCACCAUGCACGGAGUCAGCCCCAGUCCGAGCUAAGCCAUAUAAAGCAAUGUGAUUUUGUCGGUGUAUGCCCGACGUACCGAAUCCGUAACAUAUGAGUAAAAUUACAUAAAACGGCGUGUCCAAACUCGGCAAUCGUACGCAGCACUGUGAGGGUGUUGUAACUAUAAGAGGGGCGGUUUAUUUUUUGUAGGUAAAAGUACAUUUAUUUUAUAGUAAACUAGCGGACCCAGUCAAGCUUUUUCCCUACCAUUACCUACUCCCGCCCCGCUCCUACCCUACACCUACUUUACCCCUACCCCUACCUACCCUAGCCCUACCCUACCCCAUACUUCCUACCUUGAAAACUACAAAAAGUCCUAUAUAAAUUUUCACUCCCUUUUAAAGGUUUGGAUUUUCAAAAAAAAAAUUAUGCACAGUUUUUUGUUCGUCACAAACAGUCUGCAGUCCAAUUAUUAGCUUUCUGUCUUGAAAAAUGCGGAAUGCUCCAUACAAACUUCCAGAAAAAGACAAAUAGUAGCCUAUGUCACUCUUCAUCCUUUCAACUGUCUCUACUUGAAAAUCACAUCAAUUCGUCGCUCCGUUUUGCCGUGAAAGACACGUGGACAAACAAACGCACACACUUUCACUUUUAUAAUAUGAGUAUGGAUUUAAUUAAGCAAAAAUUUUUAUGACGAUGAAAAAUCUUUAAUAUUUUUUUUCUUUACUGUAUUUUAUUAUGUACUUUAUAUAUAUUUAUUAUAAACUUAUACUUUUACUAUAUAGAUGUCUACAGUAGUCGCGCGACAGGGCUGUGUCUCGCGAAUGCCGCGCUAUGUUUGGACACGCCUUAAUGGAUAUGAGUCUAAAAUUAAAAUGCCAAAAUACACAAAACUCAAUUAGAAAACGAUGAAACAUAAUUUAAAAGUAUAAUGAAAUUCAACUCACGUUAUUCUGUCGGUGUAUGUCCGACGGGUUGAACCCAUACGUAUUAUGUCCAUAAUAUGAACGUAAGAAUUGUUUUAAUUUUAAGAAUUACAUGUAAUAAAUACAAAAGAGUCUAAAAAGCCAAAAUAAACAAUUUGAUAAGCGGAAUGCAAUGCAAUGAAAUUAAGCUCACGUAAUUUGGUCGGUGUAUGUCCGACAGUCGAAACCCAUGCGUAGUUGUAUGCAAAUGAGUCCUAAAAACUUAUAUACACCAAAACGGAUUAACGAAAAAAAUGCAAUAAAAUUAAAGUUAUUUCGCGGAAAAUAGGUAAGUUAUUUAAAUCGUAUUUGCUUGUAAUAUGUAUUUAUUUUACAAAAUUUAAAGCAAUAAUGUUUAAAGUAAAAUUAGAUGAGUUUGAAGUAAAACUCGACUAUCGAUUGCGCUUAAUAAUUUUAUAGAAAUAAAUAGAUCGGAGCAACUUGUUGGUCGACUUAGAUAACUGCCGAAAACGAGCAGCAUGUGUCUCUCAUAGUGGCGUGCAUAGGGUUUUCAGGGUAAGCACUCCCACGAUCGACUAAACAUGAAUUAUCUGUAUUUGAUAACCAUAGAUAAGUUUUGUGGUAUGAUGUAGCAUGAAUUUAGGGUGUUUGUUCUAUUUGAUUAGGAUAGUGUUAUAUUUCUCCAUAUUAUGUUUGUACUCUUUUGUAGAAACCAAAAUGGAUGUGGAUUUUCAUCCUCCUCCUAACAAGUUAGCCCGCUUCCAUCUUUGAUUUCAUCAUCACUUACCAUCAGGUGAGAUUGUAGUUAAGGGCUAACAUUGUAAAGAAUAAAAAAACACAUACAACAUAAUAUAUUCUGAGUUUUUUUGAGUUAACUAUCUUAUGCUACUGGUUUCAUCUAACCCCGGCCAACAAAUUGCAUAAAAUUUAUUAUUUCUUAGAAUUAUAUUAGUUUUUAGCGAUUUAUUUGAUAAGAUAUUUAUCAUUUUAACGAAAAAAUGAGGCCUAUUAAUACUUUUAGCCCUACAUUAAUCUUACGCGAAAAUUAUAGUAAUAUAGGAAAUGUCAAUUAUUAUUAUAUUAAAAGUAUAAGUGCAAGCAAAAUGGAAAUUUAGUAACGAUUUUUUUUGUUUAUAAAGCUCCUUUUACUUUUUUUUGGAGUUAAUGGACUAUGGUUCAAAAUCAGACGUGAACCUGGAUAAAUCAAUAUUUAAAAGUAUCAUCCAAUUUGUAUUAAAAAACACUAAGUUUACCUAAUUAUUGAUUAGGCUUGGCUUGCCUGUUUGGACGAAUUUAAGCUUUAAUACAGGCAGUUUAAGUCCACAUUAGUGUGGCAACAUUUUACUGAUGAUUGGUAAAUUGAUGCAAGCAUUAGAACAUUUUUAGUCUUUCGAUUGGAUGGAAGAGAAAAUGUAAGAAAAGAGGAAAAGAGAAUACUAUUUUCACUUCCAUUUUUUUCUUUUUUUUUGAGUUUUUUUAAUAUUUUGAGUUGAGUUGAUUAUGGAAUGUAGUCCAAAAUUUGUAUCUCCAUAUUAAUGUAUUUUUGUGGCUUCCCUAUAUGUUUAUUUGAAACAUAAAAUACCAAAAAAUUGUAUAUUUUAAUUUUAUUUUGUAUAUAGCUUUAAUAUACGCAUAUUGUGUACAUAAAUAUAUAGGGAGAUGGUCCAAAAAUGUGUAAAGUCUAGACCUGGUCUUUGUAUUAUUGUAUACUACAAGCAAUGUUGUAAUGAUGGAAAAUAAUAUAAAAUAUUGAACUAUUUUUGAUUAUUAAAAGAUUUUUUCCUUGACCUGUCUGAAAUGUAUUAUAUCCUUCGUAUAAUGAGUUAUAAUGUCCUUAUGAUGAAAUAUAAAAAUCAACAAAUAUCUCCAAAUUAUGCUUUUUGACGUGACUUUAAACGUUUUGGUUUUUUUUAUAUGCGCAAUUGCACAAAAAUUUUUCCUGUUGCCUACAAUCUUUGUACUUGUAUAAUUAUAUAUUUUUUAUUAUUAUUUUUAAUUUGACUAUAAUGUGGGUGAUUUUUAUUUAGUAAAUAACUUCUGUAUUUAAAUAAUUACAUAAAAUAACAACUUUAUUUAUUUAAAAAUUCUUUGAAAAUAUCUGACUCUUUAAAAAUAUCAACACGAUAAAAUUUGGAAAAUUGAUAUUUGGAUAAAAAAUUCAAAUAAAACUAAAUCUAUUUGUUUAGUUAUUGAAAUUGACUAAUUAUGACAAGAAAUAAAGCCGUAGAUGCCAUAUUUAGUUAUAUUAACAUAAGAGUUAAAAAUUCGAUAUUAAAAAUAUAUUGUAAAAAUAUAUCGAAGUAAAUAAUUUUUAUGUUUAUAAUAUUUGUGUUUUACAAUGCAAUAGUUGUUUUUCGACUGGAGUUGAUCGAUAAUGAUGUUUUUUAUUUUUCUUUUUUGUCAUGAUUAACACAAAAAAAAAUUUAAUUAAGGAAGUUUUCUUUACUUACUCAUAGAUUCGAUGUUGUCAAUCGAUGUGUUUCUAAAAUCGACCCUUCGUACAUAUACAGCACAAAAUAUUUCAAGUAUAUUUUUUGGUUAUUGUUACAUUACAUUUUUGUAAAACUCAAUUUAAACCUCAAACACCUUAAACAGUAUUUAAGUCUGAAUAACACUAUGGUUAAGCCGGACUUAGUCAGGACCUUUGAAACAUUUUCCAAAGCCAGCACAGCAUUGGCGUAUUUAGGAUUAUUUCCUAGGGUGGGCCUGACCCCCCGACAUCAUGUCUAUUAUUAAUAAUAAAAGCUAUAAAGGCAUAUGCGGGCAGAGGGACGGAGUGCGAGGGUAUGAAGUAGUGCGCGCGGGGCAUCGCUACCCCCCUCCCGGCCCGCGCGGACCAUCGAGAGAGUUACGAACGAAUUUGAAAAGCUAUAGUAUCAUAAUAGUAUUGUAGGCCAGAAUCCUAGGGUGGGCACAGGUCCAUUCUUGCGUAGGAAUGACAUUAUCUCUCUUAUGGACAUUGACAUUGACAGGUGUCAGAAACGCAAUCUCUGAGCGGCCGGACUAUAAUUUCAUACACGCGACUCAUCUCGCACGUUCGGUAAAAGCUUGAGCUAUUGUGACAAAAUAGAUAACAUGUAAUCUGAGAUAGACUCUAAUAUCAAAAACAAAUUUCAAAAUUCUAUUUCCUAAAAAAAAGUAAACUAAUAAAGUAAAUAAAUGAAAACGUACAAAUACUUAGUAAUCAAUAUUUCUAUUUUAGUUAUUAUAAAUAACAAUAAAAUGACUGUUUAUAAAUAAAAACAAAAGUCUCAGACCAAUUAUAGAAGGACCUGUAUCGCACUCAUAGUCACGAACAAAAUUGUCUGUCAUUUUCUGAGGAAAACGAGCUUAGAUUUGGUAUAUAUCUUAUACUAAACUAGAAGUUUUUGCCCGUUUUUUACACAAUUCAAUUACACAAAAAGAUAUUUUUACGGAGCUUCUUAACCGACGAACACGAUUACAACUAUUUAACAUCGAUAUAUAGAGGCAGUUUUUAUAAUCGCAUUAGAUCGUUGAUCAUAUACUUUGUCAGAAAAGUAACGUCUAGCGAGGCAGGUCCUAUGCAAUAGUUGGUCUGAGACAAAAGUUGAUAGGUGAAUAGACUACAUUUGUAACACAAUAUGUAUAAAGGUGCGUUUACACUUACGAGCAGUACUGGGGCAGUAGUGCUAUCCCGUAAUAACGUUUUGUAAUUCGACGAUGCGAGCUUCGAAUUCGUCUGUCUUUCUCUAUCUGUAGUAUGGCGUUAGAAAAGAUAGAUAUGAGUUCGAGAUUCAUACUAUCAGGUUGUAAAUACAUGGUUUCAUUGUAUUAGCGCUAUUGCGCUGUAGGCGAGAAAUUGUGUAAUGUAGAUUUGCGCACGCUUUGAGCAUUUGGCUCGUGCCCGAGUAAAAUUUAGAGAUAUAACAUUAGUUUUUAACCGACUUCAAAAAGGAGGAGGUUCUCAAUUCGGUCGGUAUUUUUUUUGCAAAAUAAACUCUAUAAAAACAUUUGACAUAUUUAAGCAUCUAAACAAGGAUUUGAGAACGUUUUAGGAUCACAUAUCGCUACUUGGAACUUAUUUUAAUUAUUGCUUUAUUCUUUUUUCUCUGUGAUGCGUAACCCAAAUACAUUUUUCUUUCUUUCUUUUAAAACACCGCUAUUUUAGAAUGUGGACUAUGACGUCACAAUAUGUCAAAAUAUACUUUUCUAUUGCUUGCCUGGACUUGUUAAUGUGGGAUGUGUCUUUAAGAAAAUUUAUUAUAUUGCAAUUAUGUGAAUAUGCGGGAACAUGCAUGCGAUUUGAAUUAUAUCGACUCGGCUCUAUAGCGUCUCCGCUCGUGGCUCUCGUAAGUGUAUACGCGCCUUUAGAAUUUAUCUAAUAACUCUUCCUACUACAUAAUUAUUUUUCUAUAUAUCUCUAAAACAUCAAAUUAAAGUCCAUCAUUCUUCAAUGAAAGAAUGAUUUACUUAUAGGAAAUUACUUAUUGGCUUAUUGGCAUUAUAUGGCUAUAUUAUUAGAAUAUCAAUAAUGCGUAGUAUACACGAGCUUAGAACUUGUCACUAGUAAGACAAGACUGUUUAACCGACUUAACAUUAGAGGUCGUAGUCAAGAGCUGACUUUUCAUUUAAUAAAAAAAUCAGCGCUGAAUCAGCCGAGACCCGGCAAAAAAAAGUCGAAUACUAAACUCGUGUGAACUAUGCAUUAGGGCCGGCGCACACCUAACAAGGCGUAAUAAUAAUUUUCGACUCCAGCAAUAAUAGUUUAAUAGAUCUCGCUUCGCCGCAUUUCUGUUAGGUGUUCGCUUGUCCUUAGAGGUAGGCUUAAUGGACGAAAGCUCAAAUCGAAUAUUUAUGAUAAUAAUUAUUGUAACUACGCUAUGAUAUAAUAUUAUAGAGAAUAAGGAUCAUAACUCAUUACCUUAAUGUAAAGUAACAGCACGUGACAUCGUUCGUUUCCAUGGCAACUUCGUUGUUAGUGACAUUUUAGUUUUGACAUCCUUUAUACAUAAAGUUCAAAUUCGAAUAACACUUUGUUCGACGAAUCACACCACUGUAUUAACUCAUUCUAUAGGCAUAUGCUCACAUUAAGAACUCAGACAGUAGCGCUGAUCGCUAUAGCGAGUCGAGAUGCUAAUAAGGAUUGGGUGCCGUUUGGCUUUAAUGAGUCAUGACCUCAUCAGUACUGUACCAUUUUCAUCAUCAUCAUAUCAGCCGAUGAACGUCCACUGCAGGACAUAGGCCUUUUGUAAGGACUUCCAAACAUCACGAUACUGAGCCACCUGCAUCCAGCAAAUCCCUGCGACUCGCUUGAUGUCGCCAGUCCACCUGGUGGGGGGUCGGCCAACACUGCGCUUACUAGUGCGAGGUCGCCAUUCCAGCACUUUGGGACCCCAACGUCCAUCGGCUCUUCGAUCCCAAAGUACCAUUUUAGACGCGAUGAAAUGUGAUACAUAUUAUUGAUAAUAACGUAGACUCAUUUUCAUCGGAGUAUCUAUCUAAAUAAGUGUCUAUUGUUCCGAUAAAUUAUGUAAUAACUUUAGGAAGGUAGUUAAUAAUUAAAGUGUUCAUGAAUAGCACAAAAAUUAACUGAAAGUUAUAUAGGUACGUAGAUACAAAACUAUUAUUAUGAUCGUAGGUUAGCAAACAUACAGUUUGGAAUCGAACGUAAUUUUACAAUUUUUAUUACUUCGAAGAAAAAUACGCACACAAAUGAAUUCUUGCGUUUGUUUUGCCAUUAAAAAUUUUUUCGGCUUAGCGUUGUGCCACUAUGUAAGAUUUACUUUCCAGUAGCCUGUUUUUCCUAAUCGAUUUUUGAGUUUUUUGGCAUCAAAUCCGGGUCUAUGAUGUCAAGCCAACGCUGCUACUAUGGCCUCGGGAUUUGACUCCAGGGUUUAAGAUGUUGAGGCAUCUAUUUCCUAUUUAGUAACUAGUUGUCCACCAGAUAUUUUUACCAAUUAUAUUAAUACAUUUUUUAAUCAAAAUUAAUUGCUAAUUUGAAUUUAUUCAAUUAUUAUUAUUUAACCGGUUUUAUUAACAAAAAAACUUAUAAGAAACGCUUUCUUUUGUGUGCCCAAAAUUUGAUUUAUAUGUCCGACAUAUCUGUUUUUAAUUUGUUUUGAAUUAACGGAUCGUGCUCGAGUAAUUUUAUGUAUAAAAAAAUGUUUGUCCGAUUCGUCGGUCACGGCGUCGAGCUUCUGUUGACCAUUACGCAAUAGGGUAUUACUUUCCAUUUUAAACGCCCAAAUAUGCAGAUAAAAUGUAAAUAUUACUGAACAAAAGCAAUUUAUUUGGAGAUAAUCAUCGUUUUGCACACUGUCAUGGACUAACGAAUAUAGUAGAAACCGCCUGUUUCUUUCUGAAUUCUGUUCAUUCCUUUUAAAUACGCUACUAAAUAUGACGUCACUGGAUUUGUUUUAUGUUCCAGUAAGCUUAUCUCGUAAAGAAAGACAUUGUCGACUAAUAAUUGAUGCGUGUUAGGUCAUGAUAUUAUGUCUGCAUUCAAGUAUUUAAUGGAAGAGACUCAGUCUUUUAAGAAACUAUCAUUUUACAGGACUAAAUUCUGAAGACUGUAGGUUCGUUUCUAUUGUUUUAAAAGACGUGAGCUUAUAAUAAGGCCCGCGUUUAAAUCGCUACAAAAUAACGACAAUAUUACGUCAAGUCCUUUAGUGCUAUGAGGCGUCUAUAGCUAAUUAUAGAUUUUAAGGCUUAGGGUUAAAAGUCGAAUUAAGUCUUUAGUUGGGUUUACACAAAACUAGUCUCGCCGUGAGGCUUUAAAAUAAAUCGAGUCUCUUUUUAAAACACCAUCAGUACUCGUGAGGUAAUGGUUUCUAGUAGUUUAAAUAUAUAUUUUUUCUAUAGAAACCCUUGAAGUUUGUUUAGAAUGUUUUAUUAUAUUUUUUUACAUUAUUCAUAUUUAAUGUGUAUUCUCACAUCCAUUGGCGUAACUAUAACACCAUCUGAGGCCCGAUGCGGAUUUAUUUGAUGAGAUCCCAGAAAAAUUGCCAUAUAUUUUUUUUUAUUUUAGAUUUUUUGGCUUCGUGGUCUGGCCCAUUGACUUUGGCCUCGUGGUCUGGUCUUUCUAGCCGUGGGCUCGUUGUAUUUUGGCAGCCCUGCCACCCUAGUUACGCCACUGGUUACAACGUGUGUAGGUGACGAUCGGGCGCCAUUAUGGUUUUUUGUUGAGCUUUUGUACAGAAUUAAAUCAAUACAGUAAAGAAGCUAAUGUUCUUACAACGCUGUAUAUGGCUAAUUAAUUAAAGAUGCUAUACUUUUAGUAGAAAUUUUGUAGUGCUAUUAAUAAUAAAAUAUAAUAAGAAAUAACUAAUUGUAAUAAAUGAUGAUUGAUGUAAAUAAAUUAUAAAUUUAUAAGAUAUUAUAUUAGUGAAUAUAAUUUUACAUCAGGUCGAGAGAGUCAAAUGUGAUGUAAGAAAUAGAGAUAUUAUUCAAUCGGAUAUUAUUGUAAAAUGUAAAUAAGAUUAUUUAUCGCGAUUAAAUGAAUAUAUAGCGUUUAUUUUUUUGUCCAAACAAAUUGAAAUAAAGAGUUAAAUUGUA
Molecule: messenger RNA, 10562 nt
Organism: Bicyclus anynana (squinting bush brown)
Lineage: Eukaryota; Metazoa; Arthropoda; Insecta; Lepidoptera; Nymphalidae
Gene: Fem-1
Product: protein fem-1 homolog B
Exons: 15
Coding region: 183-2177 (664 amino acids)
Molecular function (GO): protein binding
Source: RefSeq, a predicted model, not a curated record